Messenger RNA from Salarias fasciatus (jewelled blenny), 3944 nucleotides. RefSeq names its product solute carrier family 6 member 2 (gene slc6a2). Gene Ontology annotation, biological process: sodium ion transmembrane transport; dopamine uptake involved in synaptic transmission; amino acid transport. Gene Ontology annotation, molecular function: dopamine:sodium symporter activity; norepinephrine:sodium symporter activity. The record is from RefSeq and is a predicted model, not a curated record. Gene Ontology annotation, cellular component: axon; plasma membrane; presynaptic membrane. The transcript is spliced from 15 exons. Lineage: Eukaryota; Metazoa; Chordata; Actinopteri; Blenniiformes; Blenniidae. Bases 290 to 2164 code for a protein of 624 amino acids.
CGUCUCUGUUGAAGAAGGCGAGUCUUAAAGUUCCUUCAGCAUGGGCAGUCUUUCCUCAGAUGCAUCUGGACAACAGCAGCAUCGGGUCAUGGAGAGGUGCCCCUAGCUCUACCAACUCAUGUGCACGAAGGCGUCACUUGCAGUCUCGUCGGAGAAGACCCUCUUAUCCCGGUCCUGUCAGCGGGAUAGUGGUCCAAGCGCACCGACCCUGACCACCGGCUCCAGCAGAACCCGCAGGGGGCCGUGAGAGCACCGCGCCGGCGUGGGCUUGGUACGCGUCUCCGAGAAGAUGAAUAUCCAGAUUCUGUCCGAACACAAACUCUCAUCGGUGGCCCCCCUGAACCAGUUCGAUGUGGAGAAAAGAGAUGUAGAACUAACGCUGGUUAAGGACCAGAAUGGCGUCCAGUACACAAGUUCCUCCAUCGUUCCCACCCCUGCUGCCCGCGCAGGUCCGCCCGGAUCCUCCGACGUCGACCGAGAAACUUGGGGCAAGAAAAUAGACUUUCUCCUGUCUGUCAUUGGCUUCGCGGUGGAUCUGGCCAAUGUUUGGAGAUUUCCUUACUUGUGCUACAAAAAUGGAGGGGGUGCCUUUUUGAUUCCCUACAUCCUUUUCUUGGUGAUUGCGGGGAUGCCAUUGUUCUACAUGGAACUUGCCUUGGGCCAGUACAACAGAGAAGGGGCAGCUACCAUUUGGAAAAUAUGUCCCGUCUUUAAAGGAGUGGGAUACACUGUGAUACUCAUAGCCUUGUACGUUGGCUUCUACUACAACGUCAUCAUCGCCUGGUCCCUCCACUACCUGUUCUCCUCCAUGACCAGCGAGCUUCCGUGGCUCAAAUGUGGGAACAGCUGGAACAGUCCGAACUGCACCGAUCCCAAAGCCAUCAACGGAUCUGUUCUUGGGAACGGCACAUCUUACUCUAAGUACAAGAUCACCCCGGCGGCGGAGUACUAUGAACGAGGUGUGCUGCAUCUCCAUGAGAGUCGGGGCAUCCACGACCUGGGCCUGCCCCGCUGGGAGCUGUCCUUAUGCCUGGUUGUGGUGGUCUUUAUUCUCUACUUCAGCCUGUGGAAAGGUGUCAAGUCUUCAGGGAAGGUGGUGUACAUCACUGCCACCAUGCCCUAUGUGGUCCUGUUUGUGCUGCUGAUCAGAGGAAUAACCCUGCCGGGGUCGAUGGAUGGGAUCAGAGCCUACCUCCACAUCGACUUCAACAGACUCAACAAUCUAGAGGUGUGGAUUGACGCCGCCACCCAGAUAUUCUACUCUCUGGGCGCAGGGUUCGGCGUGCUCAUUGCUUUUGCCAGUUACAACAAAUUCGACAACAACUGCUACAGGGAUGCUCUCUUGACCAGCACUGUGAACUGCGUCACCAGCUUCUUCUCAGGGUUUGCCAUCUUCUCUGUGCUCGGAUACAUGGCGUACAAACACAAGGUGAAAAUAGAGGAUGUGGCCACAGAGGGGGCGGGCUUGGUGUUCAUCAUUUAUCCCGAGGCCAUCUCUACGCUGCCUGGCUCAACGUUUUGGGCCAUUGUGUUCUUCAUUAUGUUGCUGACUCUGGGGAUCGACAGCUCAAUGGGUGGCAUGGAGGCCGUCCUCACAGGCCUGACAGACGACUUCAAGAUCCUCAAGAGGAAUAGAAAAGUCUUCACCUUCGCUACAGCUUUCGGAACCUUCUUAGUUGCCUUGUUUUGUAUCACUAACGGUGGUAUCUAUGUGCUGACGUUGUUGGAUAAGUAUGCUGCUGGGACUUCUAUCCUGUUCGGUGUGCUAAUCGAAGCCAUUGGAGUUUCAUGGUUUUAUGGUGUGGAUCGCUUCAGUGAAGAUAUCGAGCGAAUGAUGGGCUUCAAGCCAGGACUCUACUGGAGGCUCUGCUGGAAAUUUGUCAGCCCGGCUUUUCUGCUGUUUGUGGUAAUAGCCAGUACUUUGACAGCGUCGGGCCUCAAGUACGACGAAUACAUCUUCCCCAACUGGUCCAACCUACUCGGCUGGGGUGUUGCCAUGUCCUCCAUGCUGUUUGUUCCCUGUUAUGCUGUUUAUAAAUUCUUCAGCCUACCGGGGACAUUCAAAGAGAGAAUAGCCUACUGCAUCACUCCAGAACAUGAGCACCAUUUAGUGGCUGAAGGAAACGUGCGGCAGUUCCACCUCAAACACUGGUUGGCCAUUUGAUCUUGAAUAUCCAGAAUCCUGUCAUCCAGCCUCACAUCUGGAGUUCCUGUGUGCCGCCAGCGGUCGGACAGGCUUCGGUCUCCCUCUGUAGCCUCCCUCUUCUCCCUGCACAUUUAAAACCCAUGGCCUUUGUUCACAGUGGCUUCAAAUGAUUUGAUUUCAGAGUUCUGCCGCGUGACUUUCUGAAGCCACCCUCCAGUUCCAGCUCAGAUGGGAGCAGCGCCACGUUUCUGUAUGGGCACAAAUAUGAUUUUAUAUACUAUUUGAAACAAUCAUAACUUUAGUUAUGAUUUUGUAUAGUUUGUGAUGUUUUUGUCUCUCGUGAGGGACAGAAACUAAAGUGAACCUCACAAUAAUAUUUCCCUGUGUGUCAUAAUACGUGGGGGGAUAAAAUCAACUUUUAAACUUGUUUUUUUUUAAGGCCUGUGCUUAUUUAUUGUGUUAUGUUUGGAAUAAAGUCUCUCUUCUUGCGAUUCUUUUGGCGCAGUCGCUUAUCUGUGUCAGUGCCUUAUCAAGCAAGACACGUCAUGUUUCACGCAGUCCCUUUAGAAAACCAAAAAAAAGAGAGAGAGAGAGAGAGAGAGAGAGAGAGAGAAAGCAACAUAAAUAAAACAAAAAUGUGUUGACUCAGGAAACUUUGAAUAUCAGUUUCAGUUUUCAGUUUAUGGGCCGUUAAUUUUAACGACGUCCUUUCAAACUGAAAACAAAGAACUGAAGGUCAGCAUCACAUCAAGAUCAAGCUCCUCAGCAAAUAAAAUAACAAAAAACAAACUUUACGGUAAAGGGAAAGUCGCACGCAUCUCCUCAAAGCUUUAUUAAUGCUUUUUUUUAUGCUUUUAUUAGCCAGAAUCUCAACCAGGCCUGGAUCUGAAGGGCAGAUCCAGGUUGGUGCCUGGCUACUUGGCGCUUGGCGAGGAGAAGAAUUCAUCAAACCAAAUGACGUAACUGUUACAGAUAGUUUUGUAUUCUUGUUGUCUGACUUUCUUUUUUUUUUUUAAAGUGUCUCUUCAGUGUGUGUCAGGAAUAUCUGUAGUCUUUCCUCCAAAGAAAUGAGGAUGUGCGGGUGUGUGUGCACCUGCACUGGGAUGUUGUUGUCAGUCAAACAGGACGCUGUUCGUCUGCAUGGAGAACUCACAUUCGCCUCUUUUGCUGUGCUGCAUAUUAACUAUAAUGUUUUCAGCAUAAAUGCUCACUUUUUUUUUUCGAGACAUGCCUUUUGUUGUUGCUCUUGUUCAUUAUCAUCAAAGUGCCAACAUGUUCCUUUAAGAGAGAUAUUGUUAUAUUUAUAUUCCUCUGUUUCCUUAUUUAUUGGAAUGAAGUUGAUUUUUAACCUGGAAUCAUUACGAAACAGUCUUAGUCAAAGGAAUACAGCCACAAAGAAAAAAAAAAGAAAAUAUGUGGAAAUAUAUAAGAAGAUAUAAAAAUAUAAAUAUAUUCUUUUGUUAUAUCUAAUCUUGUAUUUAUCAAAUUGUUUAUAGGAAAACGUGAAUGAAUGUAAAGUAUUUUAAAUGUACCUGUCCAUCGUCAUAACCUGGUGUUUGAUGUAUAGCUAAGAUGAACUAUUAAGAAAAAAAACAAACAAACUGUAUUCUUCAGUGUAACUCUGAGCUACUUUGUCUCAUAUUAAAUGUGGACAAAUAAACAGCCAGCUCUCCUGGACUAUGUUUACAGAAAUACUGUGUUCAAUACCAAUGUCCUGUUGACCGUGAGUGACAUCUAUCUGAGAAGUCUGAAGUAUUCACACUAUGAUAAUAAAGACUUUCUUCUACACACACGGAGA